This is a messenger RNA of Cygnus atratus (black swan), 765 nucleotides long. RefSeq names its product phosducin (gene PDC). The transcript is spliced from 3 exons. NCBI's taxonomy places the organism in Eukaryota, Metazoa, Chordata, Aves, Anseriformes, Anatidae. The coding region runs from base 16 to 765 and encodes 249 amino acids. Gene Ontology annotation, biological process: regulation of G protein-coupled receptor signaling pathway. The record is from RefSeq and is a predicted model, not a curated record.
GGGCCAGUGACCAAAAUGGAAGAAAAUGCAAACACUAGCUUGGAAGAAGAUUUUGAAGGACAAGCUACACACACAGGGCCCAAAGGUGUGAUCAAUGACUGGAGAAAGUUUAAAUUAGAAAGCGAAGACAGAGACUCCUUACCCUUGAGCAAGAAAGAAAUUCUUCGACAAAUGUCUUCACCGCACAGGUCUUUCAGUAAAGAUGAUAAAGACACCAGAGAGAGAUUCUGUCGUAAGAUGAGUAUGCAAGAGUAUGAAUUAAUUCAAGAUGAGAAAGAAGAUGAAAGCUGCCUACAAAAAUACCGCAAACGCUGCAUGCAGGAUAUGCACCAGAGGCUAAGUUUUGGGCCUAAAUAUGGUUAUCUGUGUGAGCUGCAAAACGGAGAACAGUUCCUGGAAGCCAUUGAAAAAGAACGGAAGACUACCACCGUCAUUGUCCACAUUUAUGAAGACGGCAUCAAGGGCUGUGACGCUCUCAACAGCAGCUUAACCUGCCUUGCUGCCGAGUACGCCACUGUGAAGUUCUGCAAGAUCAAGGCCUCCAACACUGGGGCUGGAGACCGCUUCUCAGAUGAAGUGCUUCCCACCCUGCUCGUUUACAAGGGUGGGGAGCUCCUGAGCAAUUUCAUUAGCGUUUCUGAACAAUUCAAUGAGGAAUUCUUUGCUGUGGAUGUGGAGUCUUUCCUAAAUGAGUAUGGGUUGCUACCUGAAAGGGAGCUUCCAGCACUGGGAAAUGGUAACACUGAUGAGCAAGAUGUUGAAUAA